AUGGCUGGCAACGCUCAAGAAGGGGGCACCAAGAUGGGCGCUUCUACGGUGUUCCAGACGGCACAGAUGGAAAAUGCAAGGAUGUUCAAGAGGCAAUCGUCGGUUACCACGAAGGGGUUGCUGGCAGCAACAACGGAAGCGGAUGAAAAUUCUGCCGAUGCUGCAAGCGACGGUGAUGUUGUGGACGAAUUCGGCGAGGUUACUCUUCAAGAAGAAGCUCAAAGGAGGCUUGCCGAGGCGGGAGCAAUCACCAUCCUUAGCUGCGAUGACGUUGUGAAAAAUCAUGAAGUUCUCGAGAAGGUUCUAGACAAGGAUGCGGGAUUUGAAUACAAGAGGAGUCUAGACGGGUAUGAUUGUAUUGAAACAUUGGAGAGCUGCGCGCUGCCGGAUAUACUGCUGGUGUCGGGGGGCAUGACGAAGCAGUCGAUUGGUGGAAUGACGGGGUAUGAAGUAGUCAAUAUAGUCCGACGGGAGUUCCAGUUGUCGUUACCCGUGAUCAUAGUGACGAAUGAGGUGACUAACAGUGGUAGGAUGGAGGCUUUGAAGCACUUCGCGAAUGAUGUGGUGUUGAGAGAUGCUGAGAAGGAAGAGCUCAGUGCUCGGAUUCAUACCUUAGUGGUCCGCAAGCUGAUGGAUGACAUUAACUAUGAACGCAAGGUGAACAGAGAGAUGAUGCAGCGAACGCUACCACGGAACGUCCUAGAAAGCGUGAAAAAAAGUGAAGGCAGUCUGGUGGCCAACAAGUUCGAGAGUGUGACAUUUCUGUAUGGUAUGAUGAAGGAGUUCGAUAUUAUCCAAGAAAUCGUGCCCAUCUCCCAACUAUGUGUUCUCCUUAAUAAAAUGACCACAGUUUUCGAUAUUUUCCUGAAGCCACACGACGUUUUUCGGGUGGAAAUGGAUGGUUCGGGAGUGCUCGUGGUGUGUGGUCACGACCGUCAGGAGGAUCAUGUUGAGAAUAUCCUUACUUAUGCGAAGGACGUUCUGGAAGGCCUGAAUCAGUCUAACAUCAAAGUUGCGGGGAAAAGUGUUGAAUUUCUGAUGGGAGUUGCUACCGGAUAUGAGGGGUCGGGCUUGUAUGAAUUUGGAGAGCGAGGGACGUUGGGGGCGGGAGAGUCUGGGCAAGGGGGAAUACGAACGUAUUUACUGAAGCAGUCGGUUGAGGAGGACCUCGCCCAGUAUAAGUCGGGCACGUUGGAUGUAACAUUAAUGAGUGGAUUGGCAGGAGGCUACGGUGGAGGAGGGUCGGCAGCGGAUGCUGUUGCCGAGUUUGAAUAUCAAGUAAAGGAGCUGGAGUACCGUAUAAAGGUUAUGAAGGGCUCGAGUGAAGAGACGCAUAUGUUGGAGACGGAGUUGAAGACUAAGGGGAAAGUGUGUCCAUCUGCUUUGCUCUCUAUCGCCGAGCCUAUUGAGUGCCUGUUGGAGUCGCUGUCAUCAACAGUUGGUGGUUGUAAGGAAAAUUCGGAAGAGCUCGUACCACCAGUGUGCGAUCAGCUGCAGAGUUUGGCGAGUGAGAUGUCCAGUGCGUGUGCGGUGAUAGAUGCGGCGAAUUCAUCGCUGAGAAUCUGCAAUAAAGUGGCCCAGCGAGCUAAUGUUAUGAUCGAUUCCGUUAGUGGUCAAAAAAUGGCGUUGACUGCUGAGCAGGGAGAGUCUAUGGCAGCCAUUUUGGAGGAUGUCAUUCAAGCGGUGAAUAUCGCCUCAGGAGAAAUACCCGAGGGAGAAGGUGAACCUCCGAAUUUUGUGGAAUUGGCUGAUGAAAUGGCGUCGAUCCAGCAAGUUGUUGAGCAGCUCGCGAAUCAGUACUCAACGCUGAUGGUCUUUGUGCAGCAACAAAAAAUGUCGCUGGGCGCUGGUGGAGGUGAUAAUGUGUCUUCGGACGGGAUCUCAUCGGCGGCUAAGAUGAAUAUGUUUGCCACAAAUGGAAUAAGUGGGAGUAAUGUCGGAAUGGACAUGAUGUUACAACAACAGUUGAUGUUCAAGGAUAGUGAGUGCGUGUAUGAGCGAAGAUAUGCGCAGUUGCGCACAGAGAAGAUUUUGGGAGCGCCUGAGUUUGUGAAGGCGUGGUUGGGCGAGGGGCCGUCGGUCGAGUUGCCGGGGUUUGGGAAAUGCUAUCCGCUGGAGUGUUUCGAAUUGGAGGAGAAUAGCGAAAUUAUGGCGGCUCGAUGUAUGUGGUGUAAGAAGAGCGUCUUGAGUUUCAUUCCUGAGAAUUUGUUGCGAGAUCAUGCGGAGUCGAACUUGUGGUUGCCGCGAGAAUCUUGUGGUGGGCGCACGCGGAAGAAUUUGGGUAUCGUCGCUAUUGAAGGUUAUGUGAGUCUGCGGAGUUGGUCAGAAUGGGAAGGCAGUGUUGGUGUUGUUGAAGAGAUAGAACGGGUGUGGCCAGGUGACAUGUCUCGGGGUCUGGCUGGGCGACUUGAAGCUGAUCGUAAAUGGUAUGAUGUAUCUUCCUAUGCAGUGCGGUGCAAGAUCGGAUCUGAAGAUUCUCCCGAUCCUGUUGAUCGAUUUGCAGCUAGGGUCUUUACAACUCGUAAAGACACGGCACGCCAGAGCGAGCAGUGGGCGUCUCGACGCCUGAGAGAAGGCCUGGCCAAGCACCGUGCUGGUGGUAACUUGGACGAGGCGUUGGUAUACUAUGAUUCAGCGUUGAGUCUCAAGCCUGACCACCCUGAUGCCUUAGUGGCUAAGGGAGCUGCCUUGACGAGUAAGGGGAAGUACAGUGAAGCUGUUGAGUGUUUUGAAGGAGCUUUGAGAGUUAAACCUGAUCAUGUAAAUGCUAGAAAAUAUAGAGAGAUUGCUAUUAAGAGGAGUGGGAUGAAAUCGAUCGGCUCGUCUUCGGGUAGUCGAUCGGUGAUUAGUCUGGAGGACGAGUCGGAUACGGAGCGCCCGCGGCACAAGCAUCACCAUAAGAAGAAGAAGCGGCGUACCUGA
This is a messenger RNA of Perkinsus marinus ATCC 50983, 2922 nucleotides long. RefSeq lists its product as hypothetical. Gene Ontology annotation, molecular function: guanylate cyclase activity; protein binding. Gene Ontology annotation, cellular component: guanylate cyclase complex, soluble. Bases 1 to 2922 code for a protein of 973 amino acids. Gene Ontology annotation, biological process: phosphorelay signal transduction system; response to oxygen levels; cyclic nucleotide biosynthetic process. Lineage: Eukaryota; Perkinsozoa; Perkinsida; Perkinsidae. The record is from RefSeq and is a predicted model, not a curated record. The transcript has 18 exons.